AUGUCGGACGCUGAACAAACUGAUAAUGAAGACUUUUCCGACAUUAAAGCGGCCAAAAAUCGAAAAAACAAGAAAGCCGGAGGAUGGCAGGUUUUAGGUAUGUUUAAAUCUCGUUUUUCGAUUCUUAUUUGCUUCCAUGUUUAGGUCUAGACCAUCCUAUCUACAAAGCGAUUCAAAAGCAAGGUUAUAAUCAACCAACACCCAUUCAAAGGAAGGCAAUCCCGCCGAUUCUGGAUGGCAAAGAUACCGUGGCCAUGAGCCGAACUGGAUCUGGAAAAACCGCUGCUUUUGUGAUUCCAAUGCUUCAGAAGCUGAAGCAAAGGGAUAUGAAAGGUGCAAGAGGGUUGUUACUGUCUCCUACGAGGGAAUUGGCCAUGCAGACAUUCAAAGUCGUCAAGGAGGUGGGUUUAUCUUAACUAUGGGGGUUAAUGUUAAUGGAUUUAUUUCCUAUGGCUGUUUACUUUUAGCUCGGACGUUUUACUGGCUUGCGAUGUGCUUGUUUAGUUGGAGGAGAUAAUAUGGAAGAUCAAUUUGAGUCGUUGCAUCAGAAUCCGGACAUGUACGUUGAUGAAAAGCUAUGAUGUUAUACCUUUAGAGGCAAACUUUAUUUAAACUGUAACAAAAUGGAAGUAACUUUCUUUGUAGAACAAAAAAUAGCAAAAGCUUUAUUUAAAAUAAAAUUUUUUAGCUAAAAUUUUAAAUUUAUAUUAUUCUUCCUUUCAGAAUCUUAGCUACACCAGGCAGGUUACUUCACAUUGCUGUGGAGAUGAAUUUGAAGUUAAAUUGCGUUGAAUAUGUUGUGUUCGACGAAGCUGACAGACUGUUUGAGAUGGGAUUGGCUGAACAAUUACAUGACAUUUUAAAACGGUUGCCGGACUGUCGACAAACCUUGUUGUUCUCAGCUACGUUACCUAAAAUGUUGAUUGAAUUUGCUAAUGCUGGGUUGUCGGAGCCUGUUUUGGGUAAGAAUUUUGUUAUUUGUUGGUUUUUUUAGGCUUAUCCUGAUUAUUUUUAUUAUCGUCAGACCUAAUUCACAGUUCAUAUGUUAAGAUAUUGUACUUGACAUAAUAAAUAUUAUUUUUAGUCCGCCUGGACGUAGAAACCAAGAUAAGUGACAAAUUGGCGAUGCAAUUCUUCGCCACACGUGGUAAUGACAAGCUCUCAGCUCUACUACCGUUGGCACGACGUGCGGAACGUCAAAAGGAACAAACGAUCGUCUUUUGUGCCACAAUUCGCCAUGUUGAAUAUUAUGUAGCUAUGUUCAAGGAAACCGGCAUCACCGCGUCUUAUUUACAUUCCCAGAUGGAGCCUUCAACUCGUAGACAAAAUAUCCAGAGAUUCAGGGAGAAAGACACAAUGUUAUUGGUGGUAACAGACGUGGCAGCUCGUGGUGUAGACAUUCCACUGUUGGACUGUGUUAUCAAUGUUCAUUUUCCUGCCAAACCGAAAUUGUUUGUUCACAGAGUUGGUGAGUUUCAUAUUCUUUUGUUUUGUUUGCACUUUAGGUUGAUAUGGAGGUUGGAAUGUUUGAAGAGAUCAAAAAUGGCAUGGAUAAUAUCAAAAAUUAUGGUUUAAUGCCUUUUUUGAGGUUUAAGCAUAUGUUUUGAACGUUUUUGUUUCAAAAUUGUGUUUCUAAUAGCAAGCAGAUUGAUUUUAUGAUGUAGAAUAGUCAAAUUUAUAAGGUUUAGCAUUUGACUAGAUGUUAAAAUAUUUAAAAUGGCAAGGAUAACAUUAAAAACUCGGUUUUGUGCCAAAAAUUAGCCUUUUCUUAAACCUUUAAGGCUUGCAACUAAAUUUUAAGGCAAAAACUCAUUUAAAAACUAAAUAAAAGUUCAAUAUCAUUAUAAAAAAUAUAAUACUUUUCCCAAUAUUCACCUUCAGGUCGUGUGGCACGUGCUGGAAAGUCAGGAAAAGCUAUAAGUUUGGUGUCAUCAGACGAAUACGCGUAUCUGGUCGAUCUUUUGCUCUUUCUGAACAUUCCAUUGAGAGUAGCGAAGGAAAGAGAAGAAUAUAAAGAAAGUGUGGCUACUCUGGGUCGAUUCCCAGAGAUUCUGGUUCACAUGGAAGAUGACUUCAUCAAAAGUACUCAUGAAAGGGCUUUGGAAAUUGUAGGUUUUUAGUCAUUUUUAGGGGAGAAUUGGUUAGUUUUUUGUUAGAUUUUGACAUUAAGCGUGUUUAGUCACGUUUUUUUGUUUUUAAGUUAAUCCUAAAGGUAUAUAAAGCCAUAAAUUAAGCCUAAAGCAAUAUAAAUCAAUAUAUAAUCAUUUUUGCUCAUUUUAGAGCGACCUCCGCAACAAAUCCGAGAACGCGAUGAAGAAGUAUAUCACAACCAAACCCCCACCGUCUGCAGAAUCCGUCCGCCGUGCCAAGGCCGAGCUAGCCAAAGUCGAAUUCCCAAUUCAUCCAUACUUCCAAGAAUACUGUGGAACGGAAGAAGAAACCACAUUCCUGAAUGGAAUCAAGAACUGGCGACCUCAGGCAACCAUCUUCGAACUGAACGUAGGCUCCAAGAAUCAAGGAGCUCAAAUCAUGAAGCAAAAACGCAAACAUCAUCAGAGAAUCAUCGAGAAAACCAAGGAUAACAUGAAUAAGGUUAAUGAGAAGGGUGGAGAAGAUGGUGAGGGUGAGGAGAAUGGAGGAAAAGGUGGAGAAAAUGGUGUAAAUCAUGAUGAAGAUGCAGUAAAAGAUGGUGAAGAUACUAAUGUUAAAGGGCAUGAAGGAAAACAGGGCAAGAAAGCAAAGUUAGAAGAUGUAGAUGAAGAAACAAUCAAAAAGACCUUCAAUGAAGUCCUAUCAACCAGGAAAUUCGACAUUGAUUCAGUGAAAAAACCGAAGAAACGCAAGUUAGACGAAGAGAAACAAAAAGAGAAAGAACAGAACUAUUUGAACUACAGACCGGCGGAUCAAUUCACGGAACGGCAGCUUGCUGUGAACGAUAACUUUGACAAGGCGGCCAAAGAGAUCAGUAUCGACAUUAAUGCGGACGAUGACAAAGGAUUGUACAAAAUGCAACAUAAAAAGACUUGGUAAGGAGAGGGAGGGUUGAAAAUGGGUCUGAAAUAGCACUGUAGUACUGGUGGUACAGGUGGGACACUUAGACAAAAAAAAAGAAAAAUUUUUUAACUUAACAGGGGGGACCAAGUUCAAUUUAAAAAAUUUUUUUUGCGAGUAGUCACCUUACUUCUCUUGCGCUCGGCCGUGGCUAUAUCGAUACUUCUGUACCUACUAUAAUAUUCAACUUUCAGGGACCGGAAGCACAAAAAGUUCAUCACAGACCCAAGUGCAUCAGUGAAAAGAAUCCGAACAGAAGAAGGAACAUGGGUCCCAGCCUCAUACAAAUCAGGCCGCUACGAACAAUGGACUAAAAAACAAAAAGUCGGGGCUACAGAUGACACAGAAGACGAACCACGACCCAAGAAAUUCAAAGGAAAAAUGCCAAAAACACCGAAAGUUCGAUCGGAACGAAAGACUGGACCUCAAAUCGCGAAGGAGCGACGACGAAAGGAGAAGGUUCAGAACUUCCAAAACGAACGAAGACAAAAACGACUCACUCGACAGGUCAACAAGACCAAGUUCAGCAAGGUCAGGAAGUGA
Molecule: messenger RNA, 3594 nt
Organism: Bursaphelenchus okinawaensis
Lineage: Eukaryota; Metazoa; Nematoda; Chromadorea; Rhabditida; Aphelenchoididae
Source: the annotation of a GenBank genome assembly